Messenger RNA from Micropterus dolomieu (smallmouth bass), 1451 nucleotides. RefSeq names its product betaine--homocysteine S-methyltransferase 1. The coding region runs from base 30 to 1223 and encodes 397 amino acids. The record is from RefSeq and is a predicted model, not a curated record. NCBI's taxonomy places the organism in Eukaryota, Metazoa, Chordata, Actinopteri, Centrarchiformes, Centrarchidae. The transcript is spliced from 8 exons. Gene Ontology annotation, molecular function: betaine-homocysteine S-methyltransferase activity; zinc ion binding.
CAGUCAGGGGUCCACAGAGCAGCAGUAUUAUGGCAACGGGAAAGAAGGGAAUCUUGGAGCGUCUUGAUGGUGGGGAGGUCGUGAUCGGCGAUGGAGGCUUUGUGUUUGCCCUGGAGAAGAGAGGCUACGUGAAGGCCGGCCCCUGGACACCCGAAGCUGCCGCAGAGCACCCUGAAGCAGUGCGACAGCUGCACAGGGAGUUCCUGAGGGCAGGGUCCAACGUUAUGCAGACCUUCACCUUCUACGCCAGUGAUGACAAACUGGAGAACAGAGGGAACAAGCUCACCUUCACUGGAGCUCAGAUCAACGAGGCCGCCUGCGAUUUGGCCCGUGAGGUUGCCAAUGAGGGCGACGCUCUGGUUGCCGGAGGAGUGUCUCAGACUCCGUCCUACCUGAGCUGCAAGAGUGAGACAGAGGUGAAGGCCAGCUUCAAGAAACAGCUGGAUGUGUUCAUCAAGAAAAAUGUGGACUUCCUGAUUGCUGAGUACUUUGAGCAUGUUGAAGAGGCCGUGUGGGCUGUGGAGGUGCUGAAGGAGACAGGGAAGCCUGUGGCUGCGUCUCUGUGUAUCGGACCAGAGGGAGACAUGCAUGGUAUCUCCCCUGGACAGUGUGCUGUCAGGCUGGUCAAAGCCGGUGCCCAGAUUGUUGGAGUCAACUGCCACUUUGACCCCAUGACCUGCGUGAAAGCUGUCAAGAUGAUGAAGGAGGGAGUGGAAAAGGCCGGACUGAAGGCUCAUUACAUGGUGCAGCCCCUGGCAUACCACACUCCUGACUGCAGCUGUCAGGGAUUCAUCGAUCUGCCAGAAUUCCCCUUCGGUCUGGAGCCCAGGAUCCUGACCCGCUGGGACAUGCACCACUACGCCAGAGAGGCCUACAACGGUGGCAUCCGCUUCAUUGGUGGCUGCUGUGGAUUUGAGCCUUAUCACAUCAGGGCUGUGGCAGAGGAGCUGGCCCCUGAGAGAGGCUUCCUCCCAGCUGCAUCAGAGAAACACGGCAGCUGGGGAGCUGGUCUGGAGAUGCACACCAAGCCCUGGGUCAGAGCCAGAGCCCGUCGUGACUACUGGGAGAACCUGAAGCCAGCCUCUGGCCGCCCCCUGUGUCCCUCCAUGUCUGCCCCCGACGGCUGGGGUAUUACCAAGGGCCACAUUGAUCUUAUGCAGCAGAAAGAGGCCACCUCUCAGGACCAACUCAAGCAGCUAUUCGACAGGUCAAAGACCCACUGAGUCAGUCUGUGUCCUUCGGACCUGGCUGCAGAACUGAGUCAAACAGCCGUGCCGUUGAGUUACUGACGAUGAUGAUCUGCACAUAGUGCUGCACCUAACAAACAUAUUGUCAGGGGCCGAAUCUUCACUUGACACUAGCACUGUUCUGUGCAUCUGCUGAUUGCAGAUCUGUAGUUCAAGUUAGGAGACGGCCCAUGUUAAGAUUAGGACCUUUUGUUUUUUCAUGAC